Lagopus muta (rock ptarmigan) is the source of this 4858-nucleotide messenger RNA. It is a transcript of the gene SLC8B1, whose product is annotated as solute carrier family 8 member B1. Gene Ontology annotation, biological process: calcium export from the mitochondrion; intracellular calcium ion homeostasis. The transcript is spliced from 14 exons. Gene Ontology annotation, molecular function: calcium:sodium antiporter activity. The coding region runs from base 482 to 2248 and encodes 588 amino acids. The record is from RefSeq and is a predicted model, not a curated record. NCBI's taxonomy places the organism in Eukaryota, Metazoa, Chordata, Aves, Galliformes, Phasianidae. Gene Ontology annotation, cellular component: membrane.
GGGCUGCGUGACACGGCGAGGCGGGGCGGGAGGGUGCCCGGGUAGCCCCGGCAGCCCCGGCCCCAGCAGGACUUCGUCCUCGCCUUUCGUCGGGUUGCCGCCGUCCCCUGGAUUUGGGUUCCUUCCGCGGUGCUCCGUGCCACGCUCAGCCCCGAUUUUCUCCUCCCGCGGGAGCAGAGCGGGGACGUGGCGGCUCGAUGCAGCGCCGGGGCUGGUAACCAAGCCGCAGCCCGUGGCCUCUUUUAAUUCCUAUUUCUGUUUGUGUUUUUAGCUCUAUUUUUAACCCUAUUCCUGUUUUGCAUUUCCAUUUUCCUCUCCCGUUUUCAUUCCUAUUUCUAUCCCCGUUUUCUCUUUCCGUUCGUAUUUCUACUCCUGCUCCUGUCCCCGUCUCUCCCCCCGGCCAUGGCUCCCGCCCCUCGCGAGCAAUAGCCCCCAGCAUCCGACCCCCGAAGUCUGAGCUGUCUCCGAGCCGUGGGACGCGAUGGGGCCGCUGUGGGCGCUGCGCGUGGCCGGGGCGCUGAGCGUGGCCGGGGCGCUGGCGGGGCACGGCGGGUCCCAGCGCUCGGGGCCGCCGGCGGCUCUGGACGCGGGGACCCGGGGUGACGGCGCGGGACACGACCGGGGCGUGGACUGCCGGGAGGUGCGGAAGCGCAACAGCUCCGAGCGGUGCCGCUUCGUGCGCGGCACCCCGGACUGCCGCCUGGACGACGGUUUCCUCGACUACCUCGGCGGAGCGUUCUGCGCCUUCCCCGCCGCGCUGCUCCCGCUGCCCGUCGGCCUCUACGUGCUUUGGCUCCUCUACCUCUUCGUCAUACUCGGCGUGACGGCAGAGAAGUUCUUCUGCCCCAACCUGUCGGCCAUCUCCACCACCCUGAAGCUGUCCCACAACGUGGCAGGUGUCACCUUCCUGGCCUUUGGCAAUGGGGCCCCGGAUGUCUUCAGUGCUGUGGUGGCAUUCUCCGACCCGCGCACGGCUGGGCUAGCGGUUGGGGCCGUCUUUGGCGCCGGCAUCUUCGUGACCACGGUGGUGGCUGGUGGCAUCGCCCUGGUGAAGCCCUUUGCAGCAGCCUCCAGGCCCUUCCUCCGGGACGUCAUCUUCUACAUGGUGGCCGUCUUCCUCACCUUCCUGAUCCUCUACUUUGGCCACAUCACACUGGGGGAGGCUCUAGGGUACCUGGGGCUCUAUGUCUUCUAUGUCUUCACUGUGGUGCUGUGCACCUGGAUUCAUCGCUGGCAGCGCGGGGAUGGACCGUCCCAACCUGGGCCGUGGGAGCCAGGGUGGGCUGUGAGGCCGUCUCAAGCGGUGGACUGGGUGCAGGGAGUCUUGCGGAGCACAGCCCUGUGGCCCUACGCAGGUGAUGAGUAUCGACCCCUGCUACCCCACCACGAUUCCUCGCUGCACAUACUUGGCACUGCACUCAAUCCCCUGGACAAGCAAAAGUGGAGGAGGAAGCCCUGGUACUGGCGGCUCUUCAAAGUGCUCAAGGUCCCUGUGGAGCUGGUACUGCUGCUCACUGUGCCUGUGGUGGACCCCGACAAGGACGACUUGAACUGGAAGAGACCCCUCAACUGCCUGCACAUCAUCACUGGGCCCCUGCUCUGCAUCCUCACCCUCAAUUCGGGGGCCUAUGGGCUGUACCAGAUCCAGGGCGUCUUCCCGGUCUGGGCGCUGGUUGCACUGGCUAGCUCCGUCCUGGCCAUCAUCAUCUUUGUGACCACACGCAAUGAAGAGCCACCCAAAUACCACUGUGUAUUUGCCUUCCUCGGGUUCCUGGUCAGCGCUAUGUGGAUCAAUGCAGCAGCCACAGAGCUGGUGAACAUCCUGCGGACCCUGGGCAUCAUCUUUGACCUGAGUAACACUGUGCUGGGCCUGACCCUGCUGGCCUGGGGCAACAGCAUUGGAGACACCUUCUCUGACCUCACCAUGGCACGGCAGGGCUACCCCCGCAUGGCCUUCUCUGCCUGCUUUGGAGGCAUCAUCUUCAAUAUUCUGGUGGGCGUGGGGCUGGGCUGCCUGCUGCAGAUGACCAGCAGCCAGAUGGCAGUGAAGCUGGAGCCUGACAGCCUGCUGGUGUGGAUCUUGGCUGGGGCCCUGGGACUAAGCCUGGUGUUCUCCUUCGUGGUGGUACCGGCACAGUGCUUCCAGCUGGGCAGGGCAUACGGCACCUGCCUCAUCCUCUACUACUUGGCCUUUCUCUGUGUGGCCCUGCUCACUGAAUUCCAGGUGAUCCACCUGGUUCCCACCUGAGCACUGCAGGUCCAAGUCCCUGCCCUGCUGCAGCCUGCUGGGCCACACAUUUGCUCUCCGGAGAGAAAGCUGGUUGUGUUUUGGGAAAGACAGAGCAUUUGUUAAGCACUAGCCAUCUCCUCGCUCCGCUCUGUUGAACUUCAUUUAACUUGGGGCGUCUCUGAACAAGGAUGAGGUUAAAGGCUUGGUUGGCUGCUGCCUCAGGGCAUAGGGCUGGAGCAGCUGCAGGGGAGCAUGCGCUAAGACACCCCUUCACCUCUCCAUCUGGGAUCCUCUGGGGCUGGCAGCCAUGCGCUAUGGGGAAACUGGAAAGUAAAGGCUUGAGUGCAAAUUUGGGAAUGCCUGUCAUUGCAAGGGGCAGCAAGCUGUCAGUGGGUGAAUUGAAAGAGCAAGCGGAGGUGUUAAGGUGAGGCAAAGCACCAGAGCAGUUCUGAGGCUUAAUGCACACAAAGUGUUAAUGAGCCCAUGGAAGCCUCCUUUCUCCUGCUGCUUUUUUUUUUUUUUUAAAAGCAAUAUUUUUCAAUCUGAAUCUCAGAGGGUGCACAGAGCUGUAGCAAAGGACUUGAUAUGCAGAGGCUCCCAUGUGCCCAAUCGCCUCUGGCAAAACUAGGCUAAGACACUGUAAGAAUGGACAACUUGCAAUUAAAAACUACACAGCUUCCACUGGUGUGUUUGCUGUGAGGCAGGGUGUGCUGGGCUGGGCUGCAGGGAAGACCGGGGGCUGCUCGUGGUGAGGCAGAGGCCAUGCAGCACCGCUUGAGGCCACAGCUUCCUCUGGGGUCACUGCCUGCACGUUUCCCAACAGCAGUCACAUGCAGCUGAAGCUGCUGUCACAGCAGCACAGUGCACGGGUCAGCACUGACUGCAGCCAUUGGGCCUGAUGCAGGCAUGUACUGCUGUGGUUAGCCCAGUGCUGCUCUGUGGGGACAGAGGGCAGUUGCACAAGCAGCACUCUGCUGCUGUCAGCUUUCAGGCUCUCCUAGCCUGCUGCUCUUCCCUUCUGGGCCCAGAUCAUUCCUCUGUUCUCUGGCUGGAUAAGUGCUUUCACAAGAAUUCAGGUGCUGUUUGUUGGCUGCUAUUGGUUUUGCCAUGGAUUUACCAGAGCCAGACCCAGCUUCCAACAAGCACCACUCAGCACAGAUACUGAGGUGAAGGAGCAACAGCUUCUGCAGCCCCUCCUGUCCCUUGGAGGUAGCUAUAAAAACAAAACGCACGUUUGAGAGUAAGGUGGUAACAGAGAGAAAAACUGGCAGGGGCACAGAAAGAAGCUGGGCUGUGAGCUGGCAAGGGCCAGGAGCAAGAGUUUGUGCAUGUGACAAGUGCUGCAAGCAGUUGCCACUGGAGAGAGAGAGCGGGCACAGUUUCUUUCCAAAGGAUGUGGCAAUCUGUAAACUGAAACUGAGCUUCUGAAACAGCGGGCAGGAAGAAAGCAAGCUGCUGCCUCUACAAAGCUGAGGAUGCUCUUUAUUAGUGUGCUUGAAAAAUCUAGAGAAUAUUUUACAGACAUGUCCAUAAAAUUAUAUUUAUAAACAAAACACCAGCAUACAAAACCCCCUGGUGUUCCUCCUUCAUUCCCUGCAAAAUGAUUGUCGUUAGUCCGUGGGUAAGGUGGGGAGGAAGAGUAAAUAGUCGGGGAGGCCCCAUACUCAAACUUCUUUUCUUACUUCUUUUCCUUCCAAAAAAAGUAAACUUCUGUGAUCUUCCUUGCUUAAAAAAUAAUACAUUGUGUACAUGGGGGCAAACCCACAUCUUAGUAUAAAAAACAGAAAAGCAGCACCUGAGCCCCAUAGCCCAGUCCAAGGGCUUCAGUGCUGCUCCCCACACCAGAGCCCUUCUCCCACAUGUGAGUAGGUCAGUGCCUCUGCAGCACAGCGUAAAGCUGCAGCUCCAGAACAGGUCAGUGACAGCCCUGCCACGGUGACACAGACUUUAAACAAAGCCACAUUUCCUUUUCUAACCUUCACAACGCCCACCCUGCCCAUAGCUUGGGAAACAUCGCCCCCAGCCCCAGGAUGAACACAGGUAAGUCUUCCAGUCUGCAGUCCCACACAGAGCAACUGCAAGACAAAUGCUGCACUGCUCAUUAAUUUGUGGUCAAAUUUAUGGUUUGGAAAAUAGCCCUUUAAGGUCCUUCACGGUUCAGCUCAGAAUUACUUUCAUACCACUUGCAGAGCCCAGAAGGGAAACAAAGAGCUGCCCUGAGGCACCCAGCGAACGCAGCUGUUCAGAGGUGAGGAGCACACAUCAUGUUGCCUGCCUCUGAAAAUCUCAUCUUUUCCAAAAAAUGUACUUGGGAUGUGCGCCCAUUCCCUACAUCCCACCACCCCAUUCACCCAAAGGAAGGGGAAAGCCUCCCAUCCCUGCCAUAUCCACUGUAAUCUGAACCUGAGAAAAAAAUCAAACAGCAAGAGGUAUGGUGAACCUCCACGCUGACAACGUUCACUCUCAGCACUUUCUGUGGUGACAGGAUAAGAAAGGAACUUGGAGACAGGCUGUCACCGCUUUGCAGUAAUGAAACACAAGAGAUGAAGCAACCUGCCACAAUCCCAGAGUUUACGUGUCAGAGCUGGCCAAGGAGCCUUUUUCCCCUCCCUCGUCCUCUCCCAGCUG